Messenger RNA from Ichthyophthirius multifiliis, 803 nucleotides. RefSeq names its product proteasome alpha 7 subunit, putative. Gene Ontology annotation, biological process: ubiquitin-dependent protein catabolic process. The record is from RefSeq and is a predicted model, not a curated record. Gene Ontology annotation, cellular component: proteasome core complex; nucleus; proteasome core complex, alpha-subunit complex. The transcript has a single exon. Lineage: Eukaryota; Ciliophora; Oligohymenophorea; Hymenostomatida.
AAUAAAAUGUCAUACGAUACCGCAAUUACAGUAUUUGGUCCUGGAGGAAACUUAUUUUAAGUCGAAUAUGCAAUGAACGCCGUAAAGCAAGGUUAAACAUCUGUAGGAGUUCGUGGAAAAGACUGUAUAGUAAUCGGAGUAGAGAAAAAAUCUACAACCGCUUUACAAGAACCUCGUACAAUUAGAAAAGUACUUAGAUUAGACGAGAGUACAUGCAUAGCUUUCUCUGGUUUAACAGCAGAUGCUAGAAUAUUAUCUAAUAUAGCAAAGGUUGAAUGUCAAAGUUAUAGACUUAAUUAUGAUGAUAGAGUACCAAUUAAUUACAUUUCGAGAUAUAUAGCAGGUGUAUAGCAAAAAUAUACUUAAAAAGGUGGUGCUAGACCUUUCGGUAUAUCAACUCUUGUGGGAGGUUUUGAUAGCAAAAAUUAGCCUCGUUUAUAUUAAACUGACCCUAGUGGGGCUUGUACUGAAUGGAAAGCUGAUGCUUUGGGAAGAUCAAGAAGUAGUGUAAUAGAGUUUUUAGAAAAAAAUUAUUUAAAUGAUUAAAUGAAUACUGAUGAAUGCUUAAAAUUGGCUUGUAAAGCUUUACUUGACGUAGUCGAAAGUGGAUCAAAAAAUAUAGAACUUUUCGUUUAGAAAUAUAAUGAAUUUUAUCAAAUUUCUGAAGAAGAAGUCGAAAGUAUUGUUAAAAAUGUUAACUUGUGAUGAUUUUUAUUUAUUUAAUAUAAAAUAUGUAAUUUGUGUUGUUUUUUUUUUUUAUGUUACCAAUACAAAUAAUAAUAAAUAAAAAUUGUAGCUUUUUU